AUGUGCUGGCGAUAUGACUCUCGGAGCAUCGCUCCACAGUUGGGGACGCCAGCAGGGGACAUCUAUGAAGGCUCCACCUUCACCUUCGAUAAUAUCUUCCCCCCUAUGGUCACAACGGAUCAGAUCUACAAGCAGGUCCUGUCAGAGAUUGUGCAGUCGACGGUGGAAGGAUACAACGGUUGCAUCUUUGCUUACGGGCAGACGUCAAGUGGCAAGACGUUCACCAUGUCUGGCGCACGAUCAUCGCCUGGUGUGAUUCCUCUUGCUACUCAAGAGGUCUUCUCGCACGUGAAAUCGUAUCCCGAUCGCGAGUUCUUCUUCCGCCUGAGCUACAUCGAGAUCUACAACGAGGUCGUGAUUGACCUCCUCGACCCCACCAAGACUGGCCUCCAGAUCAGAAGCAGCGAUGGGUCGAGCGUUGUCAAGAUCCUCGGGGUUACAGAGAAGGUGGUGACGUCAGCGGCCGAAGUCAUGACGACGAUCUCCAUGGGGGAGACGCACAGGUCCGUGGGAAGCACCGACAUGAACGAGAAGAGCUCGCGCUCCCACACCAUCUUCCGCCUCGUCAUCGAGAGCAAGCUGAAGGAGGUCCACUCCGCCAGCGGCCCCGAGUACCGAGUCAGCUCGCUGAACCUGGUGGACCUGGCGGGGUCCGAGAGCGCGUCUAAGUCGGGAGGGGUGGGGCAGAGGAGGACGGAGGGGUCCUACAUCAACAAGAGUCUCUUGACGCUGGCAACGGUGAUCCAACGGCUCAUCACGGCCAGUGGGCACAUUCCGUACCGAGACAGCAAGCUGACUAGGAUCCUGGAGCCAGCGCUGGGGGGCAACUCAAGGACAGCCAUCAUCUGCACCAUCACCCCGGCAGCCCAGCACUUCCCCGAGUCGAUGAACACGCUGAAGUUUGCGGCCCGGGCGAAGAGGAUGAAGAACAAGCCGAUCCUGAAUGAUGUGAAUGUGAGCGGGUCGUUGAGUGCGGAGGACCUCCCGCUGCUGAAGAAGUACAGAGACGAGAUAGAGAACCUGCGGGGGGAGAAGGAG
Molecule: messenger RNA, 1038 nt
Organism: Guillardia theta CCMP2712
Lineage: Eukaryota; Cryptophyceae; Pyrenomonadales; Geminigeraceae
Exons: 1
Biological process (GO): microtubule-based movement
Molecular function (GO): microtubule motor activity; microtubule binding; ATP binding
Source: RefSeq, a predicted model, not a curated record